Molecule: messenger RNA, 1589 nt
Organism: Cydia fagiglandana
Lineage: Eukaryota; Metazoa; Arthropoda; Insecta; Lepidoptera; Tortricidae
Product: tigger transposable element-derived protein 4-like
Exons: 2
Cellular component (GO): nucleus
Molecular function (GO): DNA binding
Source: RefSeq, a predicted model, not a curated record
UAGUGAACUUUUGAAUAAGUAUGGCUCCUCGACGCGUAUUUACUGUUAAAGAAAAGGCGGAAAUUAUUUCAAAAAUGCAAAACGGUGCAAACAAUGCUGAUUUGUGCAAGGAAUACAAAGUUUCCCAUUCAACCAUUUCCACGAUGUGGAAAAAUCGAGAGAAAAUAUUAGAAUCUAAAUCUUUAAAAACUAAAAAAAACCGCAAAGCAACGCAUCAAGAUAUCGAAAAUGCCCUUCUAGUUUGGUUCAAAGCUCAAAGAAGCCAAAAUGUACCUUUGAACGGUCGUCUGCUGCAAGAAAAAGCGAAUCAUUUUGCCAGAUUGUUCGGAAAAACGGAUUAUGAGUGUUCAGAAAGCUGGAUCUACCGAUUUCGUCAACGUCACGACAUUGUAGUGGGCAAAGUGUGUGGAGAAGCCGCUAGUGUAUAGCGAAGUGAAUGUGAUAAUUGGUUGAAAACAGUUUUCCCAAAAUUGAUUAAAGAUUACAAUGAAAGCCAAAUAUGGAACGCUGAUGAAACAGGCUUAUUUUUUAAGUUAACUCCUGAAAAAACCUUGAAAUUUAAAGGGGAACUGUGUGUAGGUGGAAAGUUAUCAAAAGACAGAAUCACCGUGCUUGUUGCAUCAAGUAUGGCAGGAGAAAAAAGAAAAUUAUUGGUAAUAGGCAAGGCAAAAAAACCUAGGUGUUCUAAAAAUGUUAAAUCGUUGCCGGUUGAAUAUGAAGCAAACAAAAAGGCCUGGAUGACCUCAGAAAUUUUCGAAAAGGUUCUUCGCAAAUGGGACUCCGAGUUAAGAAACAGCAAAAAGAAUAUCAUUUUAUUUAUUGAUAACUGCCCGGCCCAUCCUAAAACUGAGAAUUUGACCAACAUAAAAUUAGCAUUUUUGCCCCCAAACACAACGUCAGUCAUUCAACCGAUCGAUCAAGGGACAAUUAAAACCCUUAAAAGUCAUUACCGAAAGAUAUUAGUACAGAAAAUGAUGAGUGAUUUAGAAAAUGCAACAGCCCCAUUUUCCGUUAAUGUGUUAGAUGCCAUUGAAAUGAUAACUACGGCAUGGGCUCGGGUGACUCCAGAUACGAUCAAAAAGUGCUUUCAUCACGCUGGGUUCUGUAAAUCUUCGGCUAUCUCAACAAUUGACGAUGACUCCGAUGAUGAAUUGGACAUACCAUUGGCACAGCUGACUACAAAUGUUGUGGAUUGGGAAUGUGAUUGGGAAGCAUAUGUUAAUAUUGACAGUCAACUUAUCACUGUAAAUAAUUUGUCCGACGGUGAGAUUGUUGAAUCUGUUGUCCCAUCAUCAACAACGCAAGAUGAAGAAAAUGAGGAAGACGAAGAAGAUUGUAACGAAGGUGAAAUUCCUACAACCGAGGAUGUGUUAUCGAUUAUAACAAACCUAAAAAGAUAUUGUUUAUUUGGAGAUGGAAAAAAUAUUAUUAACAUUGAGGAAGUAAUGAAAAUAGAAUACGCUUUGCAGCAUUUAUAAGUAAACCUUUACAUGAGACCAGCGUUAGUAGAUUGUAAGUAUCAAUUUUGUUAACAAAAAGCACAUGACACUAGAACGAAUGACGAUUAUGACGAACAGUCAAUUAACUAA